AUGAACGGGGAAGGCUGGGAAAAGCGGGUGAGGGAGGGGGGGGUUUAUGGUGGUUUUCAAUUUAUUUAUCUUUUUAGUUCAACUCAAUUGCCUUGUGGCUUUGGAGAGGAGAAAAGGAGAUUUCAUGUACAAACAGCAGGAGGAGUGAUGGGUAAAGACUUCGAGUGGAUUAAGCUUGAUUUGAUUAUUUAUUUAAUCAGUGUGGGAAGGGGACCUCGAGGUCCCUCAUUUCACAUGAAGCGAAAACCCUGUCCCACAUCUUACAACAACUUGGAGGAUCUUGGUGUGGCUUCGGUCUUGUUAUCACAUUAG
Molecule: messenger RNA, 312 nt
Organism: Loa loa (African eye worm)
Lineage: Eukaryota; Metazoa; Nematoda; Chromadorea; Rhabditida; Onchocercidae
Exons: 3
Coding region: 1-312 (103 amino acids)
Source: RefSeq, a predicted model, not a curated record